AUCUACAGAGAGGUAAAGGGCAGAAAAUACAGAGAGAAGAAAACGGAAGAGAGAGAGACGACGAUAUCUAUCAAAACCCUAAUCAUUUCUAUCAAAUCGAUUUUCAUCUCUCGUUCAGAUUCCAAGGAAGCCAAUCCUCGUUCCUCCUUCUCCAUCAGGUCAGUACGCGAUCCAUCAUCUCUUCUCAACUCGAAUAUAUUUUUUCCUCAUUUUAUUGCGAUUUUUCUGUGAAAAUUGCGGAAUCAGCGUCCGGAAUGGAAUAAGCAUUUCUCUUUUAGGUGUCACUGUGUGGGCCCCACCCCACCGCAUCUUGUGGAAUAAGCAUUUUCCUAUUAUCUCUGGUAGUCAAAAUCUCUCUUCUCCUACCCUGAACAGAGAGAGGGGUAAUUUUUCUAGGAAAACAAGGGCAAUUUCGUCACUACUUGCUUAUAUAUAUUCCUUUUACUUUCUCUCUCCCAAAACCCUAAUUCUAAUCUUUCCAUGGCGGCUACUGAAGACGAGAAAACCCUAAUCGAAAUGCUCGACGAUCCUUCUGAGAUUGACCCCAACAAAUACAUGAAUUACGUCCGUGCCCCUCAAUCCGGCGCGAUUUCAACCUUUGCUGGCACGACACGCGACUCCUUCGAAGGGAAAGUUGUCGUCGAGCUCCAUUACGAGGCCUAUGUUCCGAUGGCGAUCCGACGGCUAAGGUCCAUCUGCUCCUCCGCCCAAUCUUCAUGGAAAAUCGACUCGAUUGCUGUGGCCCACCGGCUUGGAUCCGUCCCAGUCGGUGAGACGAGUGUGUUCGUGGCGGUUUCGGCAGUGCACCGGUCUGACGCGAUGGAGGCGUGCCGGUACGUGAUAGACGAGAUAAAGGCGUCAGUGCCGAUAUGGAAGAAGGAGGUGUAUGCGAAUGGAGAAGUGUGGAAGGAGAAUGCAGAGUUUCUAGAGCGGAGGCUGGGUUUGGAGAUGGGUGCGCACGAUAAGGGUGGUUGUUGUGGUGCGAAGGUCAAGGUUGGGAGUAUUAAUGAGGAGGCGCACGAUAAGAGGGGUUGUUGCGGUGCGAAGGUUAAGGUCGGGAGUGUUAAUGAGGCGGCUCACGAUAAGGGUGGUUGUUGCGGUGCGAAGGUUAAGGUUGGGAGUGUUAACGAGGAGGCACACGUUAGAAACAACCGCGAGGGUUUGUAGAAACGGUGGGCCAUCUGUAGUAUGAGGCCUCCACAUGUAUCAGGCAACUGACAAUCACUGUCCAUUGUCUCAUGUAUUAUGACUUCUUAAGUAAGAGUAUUUCAACGGAAAUGAAUCAGAAUGAUCUUUU
Messenger RNA from Magnolia sinica, 1297 nucleotides. RefSeq names its product molybdopterin synthase catalytic subunit-like. The coding region runs from base 481 to 1167 and encodes 228 amino acids. The transcript has a single exon. Lineage: Eukaryota; Viridiplantae; Streptophyta; Magnoliopsida; Magnoliales; Magnoliaceae. Gene Ontology annotation, biological process: Mo-molybdopterin cofactor biosynthetic process. The record is from RefSeq and is a predicted model, not a curated record. Gene Ontology annotation, cellular component: cytosol. Gene Ontology annotation, molecular function: molybdopterin synthase activity.